CAACAAAAACAUUCAAAGUGCACAACAGAUUUCGCGGAUUUGCGCCAGCAAAAAUGGUGUAUCAAGGAACAAUAAGUUAUGCGUACAUACAACAUUUAGCUGUGGAAACGAGGCGUCGCGUCGAAUCUCUGGAUCUACCGUACGAAGAUGAAUAUCGGAGUCAUCUGCAGUACCUGGGAAGCAAGGAAAAGUGCGUCCUGAAGUUGAGUUUCGUUCAUUGCCCUUGGAACAUUGGUAGUGCCCGAUUGCUUGCAAUAUUGCAGGAAGCAGACAUACUAACGGCCAGCGAGUACAUUCUAAGCAUCGAUUGUGCGGAUUCAACACAACAAAUCAUGAACGAUUUGCUGGAAACUGAGUACACUCUUCUUGCACACCUAAUUUCCUUUGCAUACAAAGAAAACGACCGUUCUCUGGCGCUUGCAAAUAUUCUGAAGGGAUGCUUUCGGUCAUCGUUGACGGAUCUGAAGAAGAAUCCCAACAUCAUUCCUACUAACUAUUUAGCCUCACUCAAGGAGCAUUUGCAGCCAGAUGAGCUUGCCGUGGUGAGAAAGGAACAUUUGCAUCUGCUGUUGGCAGACUCGGAAGAGGUGUGUUCGCUGGAUAAAGCGCUGGCCGAGCAGGAGCAUUGGCGCGACGAACUGCAAUGUCUGAAUGGAUCAAUUCUCGAUGCUAUAAUCAACGAAAUUCUAGUUGAUGAAACAAACUGCAUUGAUACUCUCCAAAAGGCAUUCGAAGGCUCCGCCGGAAUGUCGCUCAAACAUGCACUGUACAUGUUGAGUGCGCUGUCCAAAAGCGUUGGGGAGAACAAUGAAAAGGCAAAACUGGUCAAAGAUUGGAUCAAAGCAUUGUUCCGUGAAACCAUCGAAACCGGAUUAACCAGUAAGUUGAAGGGAUUGCUUCUAUUGGCACGUGAAAUAUGUACCGCAAACGAAGCGAUACUGGGCCCCUAUGCGUCGUGGUACAAGCACACGAUCGGUGAAAUGAAGUACAACAUAACCAAGAAUCAAUUCGUAAGAAUGAUAGAAAUGUUAACUGCCGUGCUACCGUUCGAAAAAAGCCUCAAGAUGCUGGAGAUUCACUCGACGACCGCUAUUUCUGCACCGGUAAAGUGUAAUCAACUCGUGCUCGAUUACAAGCAGGCUUGUCGGGUGCGCAUCGCCAAACUGAGCGCCCCACUCGAGCAUUCCUUAAAUGUCGAAUAAUGCUGAACAAACAUUUGUGUACUUUAUUCUAUUUAUUCACCCGUUCUUGCGCCCCAUACCUGU
Molecule: messenger RNA, 1265 nt
Organism: Anopheles cruzii
Lineage: Eukaryota; Metazoa; Arthropoda; Insecta; Diptera; Culicidae
Exons: 5
Coding region: 54-1202 (382 amino acids)
Biological process (GO): interstrand cross-link repair
Cellular component (GO): Fanconi anaemia nuclear complex
Source: RefSeq, a predicted model, not a curated record